UGAGCUCAAAGAAAAAUUCCCCUCUUGAGGCUAACGAGCGGAAUUAGGAAAAACAGAAUGAUAGUAAUUCAUUCAGAAGCGGUGUGUGCUGCUGCAACCAUGAUCACUGCGGCAAGUUUGGUGCUGAUUGUGUUGGAAUUGUCGCUUUUCGGGUCAAAUCAAGCCACCGUUGACAUAGUGGGGGUCCAGUGUGGAGUUCAACCGAUAGGGCCCGAAGAGCUGGCCGAAAAGGAGAUCGAUGCGCUUCCGGGAGAGUGGCCAUGGCAUGCGGCGAUCUACCAGAUCGGACUCAAUGGAACCCAAUACGUGUGUGGUGGAACGAUGAUCGAUGAACGGUUCAUCGUAACCGCAGCGCAGUGUGUUUGUGAUCGAGAUAGGGGAGUAAAGCUGAGCAACGAAGCGGUCCUGGUGCGAUUGGGAGUUUUGAAUUUGGGUGCUUCGGUUCAGUUGAUGUCGCAGCAGUAUUCGGUGGAGGAGAUUAUUGUUCAUCCGAUGUUUACACUGGGUGACUAUCGAGCGGAUAUUGCAGUAUUGAAGUUGAGCUUGGUGGUACGGUUUAGCUACUAUGUUCAUCCGGUAUGCGUAGACCAAGAAGGUGAAUUGCGCGAGUCCCCUGGGACAUUUGUUGGUUGGGGCUCGGCUAAUGUGACCAGUGAUCUCAACGAUUUACAACUUCCAAUACAUAGUGGAAGCGCUUGUCCUUCGAUCGACGAAGGAAGCUUUUGUGGAGGAUAUGCGAACUUUACCUAUGUGUGUUCCGGAGACAUUGGAGGUGGGAUAUAUACCAAUAAUAUGAAAACUUGGAACCUUGUGGGUAUUCUGACUAUGCUUGGAGAUAAAAAUGUCGAUAAUGAGAAGUGUCGCAUUGAUGGAUAUGCUACAUUCAUAAAAGUCAAUAAUUACAUACCGUGGAUUGAGAAGGUGACAAAACUAGAACUGGUGGAGAAGGACGAUGAUUACAAAUUCGUAAUACCAAAUGGUAUCCCCGCCCAAAAGUGUACAGUAAAGGAAAUUGAGGAUACAAACUCGAGUUUUAAUCAUCUUCCACAAGACUGUGGUCGCUACGUGGUUAAUCGAAUUCUACAGGGCCAAAAGACGGAGUUAUUUGAAUUUCCCUGGAUGGCCAUAGUUCGUUAUUUGGUGGCUCCCAUACAUGAAUUGGAAAAUCUUUGCGUAGGAAGUUUGAUCAGCAAACGUUACGUUCUAACGGCGGCACAUUGCGUGAAGGAGAGUAAAAAACCAUACCAAGUGAGAUUGGGCGAACAUACCAUGGAUCAAGAAAAAGACUGUCGUCUGGAUGAGGAUCGAGAAUGUGCUCCACCUGUACGGGAUUACGGUAUAGAAUGCAUCGUGCAGCACCGGGGCUAUAACAAGCGAUUACAACAGAACAACAUUGCUCUGAUCCGCCUAGACCAGGAUGUUACGUUCGAAGAUCACAUCCAACCAAUCUGCCUUCCUACUUCACCGCACCUGAAGGCGUUGCAACUACCGCGGUACAUCGUAACCGGUUGGGGUGACACGGACGAUGGUGACAAAUCGAUGACCCUACUGAAGACCAUGCUGCCUCAGGCUAAUCGUUCCGAAUGCCAAGCGUGGAUGAGCCUACGAGGCCUACAGCUGACAGAGGAACAGCUGUGCGUAGGUGAAACGGAUGGAGCGGAUACCUGCAAAGGCGAUGGAGGAGCCCCUCUCGGGUACAGUGCAAAGUACAAUCGAGGAAUGCAUUUCGUACAGUUCGGUAUCGUAUCGUUCGGGUCGGGAUGUGGAGUGGUGCCUUCGGUUUAUACGAGGGUUGCUAGCUAUAUGGAGUGGAUAACGGCUAAUAUGCAGCCUUGAAAAGGUUAGGAAAAUAGUCGAAAACCUACAGAGCUUGCAGUCAGAUUGGAGCCAGGGUUAUUUGUACACUCCCGCAGAAGAAUUGAAGAUCAGUUCGAAUACUAGAAAUAAAAAAAAGAUAUUUUAUUUUAUUGACAAAGGAAUGAAGAGUAUGUUGCGAGAAUACUGUUCAUGGAACGGUGUAUUCUUCAAUAUAGACUAUGCUAUAUUAGCGUGGUUCAGAAAAUUGUUUUUGCUCCACACCGCUUUUUCUAUUCAUAACCAGAAAGUAUGCCUUCUCCCAAAAUUUGAGCUCAUUUGGUUGAAAAUUGAGACUGCACAAGACCUUCAAAUUAUUACUAUGGGGGAUUACUAUGGGAAAACGAUGUUUUUCAUUCAAUCGACCGUAGCAUUUCCCCAAGUGUCCUAGAGGGUUAGUUGACCCUUGAUACUUCUAGGCUACUCUAUCAGCUAUAACUUUGCCGAAGACCGUAUUCAAAUCGCAUACUUAAUUAAUAAGUUACCGAUUUUUAUCCAGAACAGAAAUUUUUACUCAUGUUGGUUUGAACUGUUCGGUGGGCAUCACUGCAUUUUCCAGUGAAACAUAGUAGCCAUAAUUUUAGUGUGGUAUCUUUGGCGCCAUAUGCAGCAAUGUUGCCUGCUGAGAAGCUGGAGGAUCACUGUUAAAGUUUCUCCAGUUGGAUACAAAUUGAUUACUGAUUAAUGAGGUGUCCGAUUUGAACGCGGUCUUCGGCGAAGUUGUGUCUGAUAGAGUAGCCUAGGAGUACUCUAACCCUCUAGGACACUUGGGGAAACGCUACGGUCGAUUGAAUGAAAAACAUCGUUUUCCCAUAGUAGUUCCCAUACAAACUUUGAAGGUCUUGUGCAGUCUCAAUUUUCAACCAAUUGAGCUCAAAUUUUGGGAGAAGGCAUGGAAUCUGGUUAUGAAUCAAAUAAGCAGUAUGGAGCAAAAGCGAUUUUUUACCGACGCAUGCCAUAGUAUAAUUUAGAUCGACUGAAGCAGCUUUUUGUUACAAAAACUGCUUAAACUCAUCCAUGACAAAUUUGUUUCAGUGUUAUCGACAGUGUAAUCGUUUUAGGUUAAUAUAUAGCAAAGUCACACUUUCAGUUAUUAAGAGACAAUUCUGAAAACCCGAAUGACGGUUGUGGUUAAAAUAUUAAUACAUUGAUAUCCCGUUGAUGCCAAUCGACCAUCUUAUCAGCACAAAUCGUCAACUACCUUUAAAUUUGUGCUCGUAAAAUUCAUCGUGUGACCUUAAGUCCCACGUGAAGAAUAUAACCGUAACGUAUAAUUCCUGACAAAUACACGUGACAUUAGUUAAAUCUCAAGCGACUGUACGUU
This is a messenger RNA of Aedes albopictus (Asian tiger mosquito), 3178 nucleotides long. Its product is annotated as transmembrane protease serine 9-like. The record is from RefSeq and is a predicted model, not a curated record. Gene Ontology annotation, molecular function: serine-type endopeptidase activity. The transcript is spliced from 4 exons. The coding region runs from base 58 to 1836 and encodes 592 amino acids. Gene Ontology annotation, biological process: proteolysis. NCBI's taxonomy places the organism in Eukaryota, Metazoa, Arthropoda, Insecta, Diptera, Culicidae.